AUGGUCACUAUGAAACUCACAGGUCAAGGAUGGAAUCGUUAUUCUGUUUGUCCAAACAUCAGAACAAAAUUAAAUAUUCUCCAAAAUGAGCAAAGGCAUUGGCAGGUUGUGUCUUGUGGGAGUAUGAAGUUUGAAACACGGAAUAUGGAUGAGUCAUACAUUGUCGAUGUCACAAAAAAGGAAUGCAGUUGUAGGUUAUGGCAACUAAAUGGGUAUGUUUGUGUUCAUUCAGUAGCUACAUUAGCGUUUUUAAACGUAACACCUGAUGGGCCAUAUGUAGACCCUUUGUACCUGGCAGCCUUCUUCCAUAAUACUUACAAAAAGUCUAUUAGUGGCAUGAAUGGGAUGAACAUGUGGCCUUCAACAACCUUUACACCUCCAUUUCCUCCUUUAAGAAGAAGAAUGCCAGGCAGGCCAAAAGUCAAAAGAAUAAGGGAUGCUUCUGAAAUGUCUAGAAAAUACACUGUCUCAAAGGCAGGAAAAAAGGUUUCUUGUGGCAUAUGCAAAGAGAAAGGGCAUAAAAAGACCACUUGCACUCAAGUGCCAAGGCCACCUAAAACUAAUGUCACAAAGAAACAAAAAAUCAUGCAAACACAAGAAUCAGUAAAUAUGCAAGGGGGUGGAGAAGAUGUUGUUAUGGGUGAUGCACUUAAGCCACAAACUGAUGAAGUUAUGAGGGUAAACGAAUCUGAGCAAGUGGUGAGGGUUAAUGAAGCUGAGGAACUGGUCAGGGUUAAUCAAGUUGUUAGGAAAGUGAAUACUACGGGUCAACCAAGCAAGAGGAAAAAGUCAGAGAGAAUUCUUAAACUAAAGCUUGCUAAAAGAGUUGAAGGUGAAGGUAGUAGUGUUGGAUCGCCAAUGGAGUUAGAUUAA
Molecule: messenger RNA, 873 nt
Organism: Lactuca virosa
Lineage: Eukaryota; Viridiplantae; Streptophyta; Magnoliopsida; Asterales; Asteraceae
Source: the annotation of a GenBank genome assembly